This is a messenger RNA of Labrus bergylta (ballan wrasse), 908 nucleotides long. It is a transcript of the gene rln3b, whose product is annotated as relaxin 3b. NCBI's taxonomy places the organism in Eukaryota, Metazoa, Chordata, Actinopteri, Labriformes, Labridae. The record is from RefSeq and is a predicted model, not a curated record. Gene Ontology annotation, cellular component: extracellular region. Gene Ontology annotation, molecular function: hormone activity; G protein-coupled receptor binding.
AUAACUUCUCUUGUUCUCUAUGUCCAUUGUUGCCCCUAAAGGUCUCUGUCUUAUCUCAAGGAAUGAUGAAGACUGUAGGUAAGCUCAUGUCCUUUUCUGAGAUGCUGAGGCCUAUAUAAGGGUACAGACAUGCAGUCAAGAAAGAAACACAUAGCACACAGGCACAUCAAGCUAUACCCCAUCUCUCAAGAAACCUGUAGCAUCCUUCACCCUCACCAUGUGGAAGGCAGCAAUCUUGACCCUGGUCUUAUUGGUGGCAUUGGUAGACAGGGUGCAGUCCGAUGAUGGCAAUCCCUCUUUCUAUGGGGUCAAACUGUGUGGAAGAGAGUUCAUACGAGCAGUCAUCUUUACCUGUGGUGGUUCUCGCUGGAGAAGAAGUUUGGGAGACUCAGCUCUUAUUGGGGAAGAGGCCUUUGACUCAUGGCACAUGAAUCCCAUUCCUCAACUUGCCAGUGAGCAGGAUCCUGCCGAGUCCCAAACAUGGAAAGAUCAUACAUCAAAUGAGGCUGCUGGAUUCUUCCGCUCAGCUCGCUCACCGAUCUCAGAGGAAGUGCUUGAGGCUCUUCGGAGUGCGGACAGGAAAGGACGGGAUGUAGUUGUUGGACUUUCCAAUGCCUGCUGCAAGUGGGGCUGUAGCAAGAGUGAAAUCAGCUCUCUGUGCUGAAGAUUGAUUCUUAAAUGUUUGAUAUGUAAUUUGUCUUGAUAUGUAACUAUUGGAGAGCUCUACUCCUCUCCAAUGUAAUUUAAUAAUUUCUUCAUGUUUAGGGUUUUUCAGAUAUCCAUAUCCAAUCCAAAAGUCAUCCAUGUGUUGACUACAAACAGGUUCGCAGGAAAGUACAUGUAUUCAAAAUGUUAUUGCUAUUAUCAAAGAUUGUUAUAUAUGUGAAAUAAAGCUUUGUGUAAUUGUU